UGUUUAUAUGUAGGAACGGGGUACCAGUCUACAUAGUGCUGAAGCCUGCUGUUUCAGUGUUUGUUGUUGAUUCCACAGAUAUGCGCUUUCUAUAUUAUUUCUAGAUUUGAUUUAGUGACACAUAAAGAUAUCAUUUCUGUACAAUAAUGCACAACUCGGCCUAAUCUAAAGAUGGAAACUACUGAUAAUAAUACACUGAAUCUGAAUAGGUUUGAUUCUAAAGCCAGUAAAGGUUCAAAAGAAAAACACGGACUUGAAGCGUUUGUUGUGGAAAACCAUAAUGAGGCUUUAUAUCACAUUUAUCGAGCAAUUGGCAAGAGGUUGCUCCCAAUGAAGGGCAACACCAUCAUCCAUCUUGAUUCUCACCCUGACCUAAUGAUACCAAACGACCUGCCAGCUGAUGAUGUCUAUCAUAAGGACAAGGUUUACGAUACUGUAGGUAUAGCAGAUUGGAUAAUGCCAGCCGUAUAUGCUGGUCACAUCUCCACAAUUGUUUGGCUAAAACCACCCUGGGCGACACAGUUCCCAAAUGGCACUUCAAAGUUCUACAUUGGGAAACACAUCACGAACCAUUGCAUCCGAGUGAGCCAUCCAGACAUCUACUAUAUCAGCGAUCUGCUCUAUGCCCCAGAGCACGAGCUGACCAAUAAGAAACUUGUAACAUUUCACGUCAUCACGUUGGAUCCGUGGAUGACUGACACCAGUGUAAAUGAACCCGACCUAGUGAAAAAACCUCUCAGUGGGGUUUGUCAUAUUGAAGCCACACCUGCAGACGUUGCAGACACUGACCCAACAGCUGUGUUGGUCUCGCCCAUCAGAAAUGCCAGCGAAAAGGAACGUAUUGCUGUAAAACAUGAAGAACCUGCAAGAAAGCGACCGAGAUUUGACACAGUCGGAUGUGAAGGACGCCCAGAAUGUAUUCAGACAGUUUUGCACAAGGGACUCGGCAUUGUAGAGACGACAGCAGUGAGUGAAAACAGCGUGAGUGACGACGGGCAAAACUAUCUUGUAACCUCGGACAUCAUGCCUGCCAGAAGGGAGAGCAAUCUGUUUCAGGACACCCGCGCGCAAGCGUGCAGUAAUACGUCACUGGAGUCCAUUUCACAAAGAUUACGUGAUAUUAUCAGAGAGUCUGAAGCUGUUAUCCUCGACAUUGACCUAGACUUUUUCUCGACGACAAAUCCCUUUAAAGACCUGUUUAGUAGUGAUCAGUAUAGUGCCAUCAAAGAACUGUACAGAUUUGAGUACAGCUGCAAGUCUGAAAAGGCAAUAAGUGCCUGCAUGCAGUACCGCAAAGAGCAACUACUCACACUGAAGACAGCAUUAAAUUCAGCAGUGCAGGGAAAGCCGGUACUACCCAAUGUUCUCAGCCAGAAGAUGGCAGCACUAGUUAACAGCGUGAAGCAGACAUGCAAAGAUGACCUUUCUACAGACUUUGAUUUUGACCUGAUCCACGAGGCAGGCUUGACCUGCGAUGAUACAGACGACCUCCCCCACCACGUGAGCACACAAGAUGAGGUGACAGAUCUAAUGAAAGAUGUCCGUAUUCUUCUUGAGGACCUUCCCAGGCCAUCUAUAAUUACCAUUGCCAGGUCUAGCUGGGAUGAUUACUGCCCCAAGGUGCAGGUUGAACCUAUACAGGAAAGUGUUCUCAGACUACUCGCAACAUUGUAUGGAGACACUCUUCGCACGACCAUGGAUUAUGAAUCUGAGGUGCCUACUACAUUGUCAUGAUGGUGGUGGUUCUUAAGGUUCUACUGAUUCGAGUAGUUUUUAUUAGUGGUGCUUGCUAUUUGUAAAUGAAUAUAUAAGAUGAAAAGGAAGAAAUAUUAUUAAUUCACUAGUACAUAAUGCCACA
Molecule: messenger RNA, 1858 nt
Organism: Priapulus caudatus
Lineage: Eukaryota; Metazoa; Priapulida; Priapulimorpha; Priapulimorphida; Priapulidae
Product: UPF0489 protein C5orf22 homolog
Exons: 7
Coding region: 172-1734 (520 amino acids)
Source: RefSeq, a predicted model, not a curated record